AUGAAGAUCAAAGCCCAGAUGGCGCCUUGGACAGGGGACACAUCCUGUGCUGAUUAUCUCCCGAUCACCCAAGAAAUCUUUCGAGAGCUAUCUGUUUUGGAAAAGCUUACUGAGGGUGGUUGUAGCAGCACACCCCGCUUUAUUGACUUCCUUGCUUUUGAACAGGAUGAUGAUGAUCCUGUCCCUGAUGGAUACUUUGUGGUGUUUCUCUUGGAGAAACUCCCUGGGGUAAACCUUGAACGGAUAUUCUCUGAAUUCUCCCUUGAGAAGCGAAAUCGAGUGCGGAUAGCCUUUGCUAAAGCUUUUCGGUAG
Molecule: messenger RNA, 312 nt
Organism: Aspergillus oryzae RIB40
Lineage: Eukaryota; Fungi; Ascomycota; Eurotiomycetes; Eurotiales; Aspergillaceae
Exons: 2
Coding region: 1-312 (103 amino acids)
Source: RefSeq, a predicted model, not a curated record